UGCACCCUAGAUUGUAUACAUGCAAAAUGCACAUAUAAAACCACACACUAUCAACCAACAACUUAACAACAAGCCAAUAUCUUAAAAUAAGAUAUUGGCGAUAUGUUGAUUUAGGAUAAGGAUAAAUAAGCUACAUAAGUUUCUCAUAAUUAAUUUUUUAGCACAAUAUAAAAAUGAGAUUUUAGCGGAACGAUUAACUAGAAUAUGUUUUAAAAAAUAAAUCAAUUUUGCGGCAUAAGCGACCAUGGAAUCGAAGCAAACGCUCCUGCUGAAUGCGCCCGAGUCGUGCGUAGACGAAAUGUUGUCCGGACUCUGCAGAAUAAACAACGCUUUGUACAAGCUCACAGGGUCGUCCGUAUUGGUUGACGGGCGCAGGGCGAGUGCAGACGCAGGGAGCGUGGCCAUCGUCUCAGGAGGAGGCUCAGGCCACGAGCCUUUCGCUGCUGGCUACGUCGGCCGGGGCAUGUUGGCUGCCGCGGUCGCUGGCUCUGUCUUCGCGUCGCCUCCUGCUGCUACCAUCGAGCGGGCCAUACGGGCCGUGAGUGGCGACAAGACGGGUGGAGUGCUGGUGCUCGUCUACAACUACACAGGCGACCGAAUCAACUUUGGUCGAGCCGUCGAAAGAUGCAGGGACCUUCCUAACAGGGUGGAGAUAUUCAUCGUGCAGGAUGACUCUGCCAUGACGUCACUAGAAGACACGGCGGGACGCAGGGGUCUGUGUGGGGGCAUGCUGCUCAUCAAGAUUGUGGGAGCAUUAGCAGAGCGAGGUGCGUCCUUAGACGAACUCCUGCAAACGUGCGACGACAUCACGAAGCGAAUGGCGACCCUCGGGGUAGCGGCAGGAGGCUGUACCCUUCCAGGGGCAUCUGCUCCGCUCUUCACUGUGCCCCCCGGCAUGCUGGAGCUUGGUCUUGGGGUUCAUGGAGAGGCUGGAGUCGGGUCCUUAACGAAAUCGAGUGCAAAGGAGGUGGUGGCGACAGUGCUGGAGCAUAUGCUCAAUCAUGACUCGCACACUGGACUGCAACUCGCACCCGGGGACCAAGUCGUGGUGCUAAUCAACAACCUGGGCUCCAUGUCGCAUUUGGAGAUGCUCGUUAUCACUAACGAGGUUGCGUCAUUUCUGGAGAUGAAAGGCAUCAUUGUGGAGCGAAUAUACGCAGGUCACUUCAUGACAAGUCUGGACAUGCGAGGGUUCCAUGUUACUCUACUGCACACUUCAGACCACCUCAAUUGGCUGGACCUGUUAGACGCCCCGACAGACGCGCCUGUGUGGCAGCAACCGUGCAGGAUCCCUAAGGGAGGAUCCCUAAGUCUUGAAGAUCUCACUGAAAAACUUGCAUCCACCAGCAUCAAGCAAUUGUCGGCAGUGCAUGUGAGCCCAGCAGCAACGCUCUUCAUCAGGUCUGCUCUGCACGACUUCUGCACCGCAGCGCCCUCCUGGACCGCCCGCCUCAACGAGCUGGACAGUGGCUGUGGCGACGGAGAUUGUGGCUCUACGCUUACCCUCGCCGCCACAACAAUGGCACUCAGUCUGGAUCAGCUGCCGUGUUCUGAACCCAUCAAGCUGCUGGACACUCUUGCUCAGAUGUUAGGAGAGUCCAUGGGGGGAACAUCAGGAGGACUCUAUUCGAUCAUGUUCUCGGUGAUGUCCACCAGUCUAUCAAAAAUAGCAUCCCAAAAUAUGGGAGCAAAGUGCGUGGAGUUAUCCGUUGACGCUUGGCUGUCUGCGCUCAGUGAUGGAGUGGCCGCGGUUAUGAAGUACGGCGGCGCCAAGCCGGGGGACCGAACCAUGCUGGACGCAAUAUGCCCAGCUUUAGCAGCCGCCAAAAAUCAGACAAAUAGUGAAGAAGUUGCAGCAGUUCUCAAGGCGCUCGCAGAUGCUGCUGACGUCGGAGCUAAGGCAACCUCCACCAUGAAGGCGAGAGCUGGUCGCGCCAGCUACGUGCGAGGCGGCGACGCCCGUAAAGAAGACGCUGGGGCUCGAGCCGUGGCCCUCAUACUGGGCAGCCUCGCGCAGACUGCGAAGCAGGAUUCGCAGACAAUAAUUUAAACAGAUUUAUACGCAUUUGAAUUUAUAUAUUAUAUGUUUGAAGGUGAAUAUAAUAUUCAUUUCUCGUUAUACACAAGAAGCUAUUGGUUUUAGUAGAUUGAUGGACAACAAUGUACAAAAAUUGCAUAUGGUCGAUUCAACCGUGAAAAUUUCAGAAAAUUCUAUGUCACUGUGGAACUGACAUAAAACGCUCCCGAUUAAUAUGACGGUACUUUUGCAGGUUAAAUGUUGUUCACUCGUCACAGGUUUCAGGUAAAACAUCCAUGUCUUUUUAAUUUUAAAAAUAAACUAGCAGACAAAAAAUAUGUUAUUGGCACAUGAUUCUCGAGUAUUU
This is a messenger RNA of Hyalella azteca, 2384 nucleotides long. RefSeq names its product PTS-dependent dihydroxyacetone kinase 1, dihydroxyacetone-binding subunit DhaK. The transcript is spliced from 13 exons. The record is from RefSeq and is a predicted model, not a curated record. Gene Ontology annotation, cellular component: cytosol. NCBI's taxonomy places the organism in Eukaryota, Metazoa, Arthropoda, Malacostraca, Amphipoda, Hyalellidae. Bases 245 to 2050 code for a protein of 601 amino acids. Gene Ontology annotation, biological process: glycerol catabolic process. Gene Ontology annotation, molecular function: glycerone kinase activity.